UCGGCUGGCAAACCCAGUCGGUGGGACAGUGAUGCACGUUUCGACGGUGACGGAACGGGUGGCCCCGGCACGUGGCAGACGAGUCAAUAUGGCGGCCAUAUUAAAACAUAUCAGCAGCAGCAACACCUUGACGCAGAUACUCGUCCCUAUCACACUGCUGCUGCUGACAGUGAUGCCGUUCCCGAUGGUGUACGGUAUCGAUUGCUUUAAGUGCGUUUCAAUGAACGGUGCCAAUAAGGCGUGCGAUGAUCCUUUCCACAACAACUACUCGGCGGCCAUUCUGGAGUCACCGUGCAUGGGCGGCCGGAAGGGCCGGGAUGGACUGUUUCCGGCCACAUCGUGCAUUAAAAUUGCCGGCUAUUAUGAUGACACCGGCGAAACGAUAACCGUUCGUGGAUGCGCUCUGGACAGUGGUACGCUGACGACGGAUACCGAAAUCAUUCGCAUGUCACACUGUGGACGAUUCUACUACGAUGAUAGAUACGUGCACGGGUGUCUGCAGAGUUGCAACGAUGCGGACGCCUGCAAUGCUGCACCGAGAGGUUCAUCAACCCUGUGGCUUAUCCUGCUGGCCGUUAUCGGAUCACUGCUGGUGUCAGCAACACUACAACCGUCCGGGUGGCAUCGAAUCGUUAACGGAAGCUAACAAAGUGACCGAAAAAGGUAGAGCUGGACUUGGAACGGGCAGGCAACCGUGCCAUCGUGCUGUGUCUUAUGAAGGCACAGCUGCGUCGUAGUACUACAGUGUGUGUAGCGUGAAAGAGGAGAAACAAUUUAUGACCAAUAGAACAAACAAAAGAAACACUUUCAAUCAAACAAUGAUGCGCCUCCAUGGAGUACAUGAUAACUUAUCAAAACUUGUUUAUUUUAUCUUCGUAUUUUAUGUUAGCAGCUGAUUAAUUUCAUAAGCAUCGAUUAGCAAUGUGUUAUUGAGCAUACAAAACGCACCUUUGAGUUGCGGUUGAAAGCGAAAAAAACUGCAGAAAUUGAAUUGUUGCUAAUGGAAAUUGGUUUACCACUGACGAGAUGAUGUUCAUUUAGCUACAUUUAUACAGAAAUGGAUUGUCGAAGCGUACAAUUACUAUUAAAGCUACUUGAAAGUUGAGAAAGAAUCAAAAACAACAAAUAAAUAAACGUAUAAGCAUAAAGCAAAACCAAUUACUAGGGAUAGGAAAUGAUCUUGCAAAGUAGUAGCAAAAAAGAGAAAAAAAAAACAAACAAACAAACCAAAUAGAUAAACUAAGGCUAAUUGAUAAAACCACACGUGCACCGUUCGAUGUAAAUUGUAAAACAAACACACACACGGAAAAGGUUAAGAAUAACGGGUGAUUCAAGAUGUAAAAUGAGAGUUUCAGGAAAUGUCUCGCUUUCAUUGUCGGUGACCGUUGUUGCAAUGCAGAUAGAAUUGAAACGAUAAAUGAUGGGUACUGUUCUGAAGAUAACGUAGCGUAACUAGAACAUAUGUUAUUGCUUCAAUUUUUCGUCUUAUUGGCAAAAA
Anopheles moucheti is the source of this 1498-nucleotide messenger RNA. RefSeq lists its product as uncharacterized. Bases 32 to 646 code for a protein of 204 amino acids. Gene Ontology annotation, biological process: sleep; regulation of synaptic transmission, cholinergic; positive regulation of voltage-gated potassium channel activity. The record is from RefSeq and is a predicted model, not a curated record. The transcript is spliced from 4 exons. NCBI's taxonomy places the organism in Eukaryota, Metazoa, Arthropoda, Insecta, Diptera, Culicidae.